Hippocampus comes (tiger tail seahorse) is the source of this 5088-nucleotide messenger RNA. RefSeq names its product calmodulin regulated spectrin-associated protein family, member 2b (gene camsap2b). The record is from RefSeq and is a predicted model, not a curated record. The transcript is spliced from 24 exons. Gene Ontology annotation, molecular function: spectrin binding; calmodulin binding; microtubule minus-end binding. NCBI's taxonomy places the organism in Eukaryota, Metazoa, Chordata, Actinopteri, Syngnathiformes, Syngnathidae. Gene Ontology annotation, cellular component: microtubule minus-end. Bases 346 to 4839 code for a protein of 1497 amino acids. Gene Ontology annotation, biological process: cytoplasmic microtubule organization; neuron projection development; negative regulation of microtubule depolymerization.
GAAAAUAAUUACAGUGGUUGAUACUGAGAGCAAAUAUGGUUGAAUGUUAUAUCAAAGGGUGAACUUGGGAAAUGUGGGUAUGAAUAAACAAACAACAGCAACAAAGUCUUGGAUACACGAUCGAAAUGAAUAAUAGUACUGGGUGGGUGGAUCGAGCAUGCGCAGUUCACUCAGUGCUCGGCUCGGUUCGGUCAAAAAAACGCAGAGACGGCUCGGUGAGGAAAGACGGAGCAAGGAAGGACAAGAAGGGGGGGAAAUGAGCAACAUGGAUACGAACGUCCUAUUACAGUAGUGUGAAAGUUUCUCCUGGAAGCCCCGUUAUCCCAAUGGGUGUCGUGCUUGGGAAUGAGGAGAUAUCCAGUCAACUGCAGCACGAGGAAGGACGUGACAGUGAUUGGAGCAGAGACGAUGGGAGAUGCGGCGCACGACGGCGGCGUUAGGCGGACUUUCAUCGUCCCUGCCAUAAGGAGCUUUGAGCACUAUGAUUUCACCAGGGCGAAGAUCUCCUCCAGCCUGACGUGGUUGGUAGCGAAGGCCUUUGGCUCGGACGAAGUGCCAGAUGAGCUGGUGGAGCCUUUCUACAGGGACCAGUACAACCAGGAGCACCUGAAGCCACCGGUCGCCAGCCUCCUCCAGUCUGCUGAGCUCUACUGCCGAGCGGGAAGCCUGAUUCUUCGAAGCGAUGCCGUUAAACCUUUACUGGGUCACAACGCCGUCAUCCAGGCUCUGGCCCAGAAAGGUUUAUAUGUCACUGACCAGGACAGGCUCGUCACAGAGAGAGAUCUGACCAGCACGCCUAUACUCAUGACAUCCCACUUGGCACUGAUAGACACGCUGAUGAUGGCUUACACGGUGGAGAUGAUGAGUGUGGAGCGGGUGAUGUCCUGCGUCAACAGACAUUGUUCCGCAGGGCCCUCGCACAUCGACAAGCAAGUCCUCGAGCAGCCUUACGACACGGAGGAUGCCAUCACCAUGUGGCUCAACAAGGUGAAUGAACACCUGAGGGACAUUCUUGUUGAAGAGCAGAAGUUGAAAGAAGGCUCCGAUCAAGAAUCAAAUUCGACGCCCAAGUCUUCCAACAAAUGGUACUGGAGACUUGUACCUGCUCGCUACAGGAGGGCGCAUGCCCAGCAGAACAGUGCACCCUUGCUCCCCCUGGUGGACAAUCUGCUGAAGGACAACACAGAUGGCUGCGCCCUGGCGGCUCUGCUGCAUUUUUACUGCCCACGGGCUGUUCGAUUAGAAGAUAUCUGCCUGAAGGAGAUCAUGUCGCUGGCUGACAGUUUGUACAACCUGCAGCUGGUGCAGGACUUCUGCAGGACUAACCUGAACCGCUGCUGCCACUUCAGCCUGGAGGACAUGCUCUACGCGCAUGCAUCCAUUAAGAGUAACUACCUGGUGUUUCUGGCUGAGCUCUUCUGGUGGUUUGAAGUGGUCAAACCCUCGUUCGUACGUCCCAGAGUCUUUGACCCGAAUGCCAUUGACCCUGUAAAAUCCCGUCGAAAUAUGGCUCCUGUGUCUAAGCAGAACAAUGUUGACAUGCCUGAUAGCCCGGAGGAUGUCUCUGAGGAAGGUGUAAUGAAGAGAUCUACCUCGAUGUCCUUUGUGGACGGUUGUGUUGGGACUUGGCCACAGGAGAGACGCUCUUCCACACGCGGAAUCUCCUUUGAGAUUCCUCUGGAUGGAGACGCCACAGUGCCGUCCUGUGAAGCGCCCGCCCUCCACAGGAUGACCCGCUCUGCCAGCAGCGAUGGUCUCGGGUUCAGACUUCACUUUGCACCUCGAGGUGGCAUGAAGCGCCAUGUGUCCCUCAUGCCAGUCAAUGUGAAUGGACAAAGUAGAGACAUCACAGAAGAUGAGGAAGACUUCACUCCCCGCAAACCACUGGGCAGGAACAACACAUUCUCAAUCAAGAAUCAAAGCAGGCAUCCCAAUGGAGUCCUCCCUGACACCAAUCACCACGGUAACCACAGCGGCCACAUCAGUCCCUCGACCCCUCCGAGCAUCGAGGAGGCACUCAAAAUUAUCCACGACACCGAAAGGCCCCACGCCAGCCUGGGCAUGGGAGACAGAGACAACGGCUUCUUUCUCCAUGAUGCUCGACCUUCAGGAUCUUCGGGGGCGGUGGGUCAAGGAGUCGACCCGGGUGCAGCUAAGGCCCGGUUCAAUGACCGCGACUCUAAUUCGCUCUCAACCGACGACACUGGGAUCCACGUGAAGACAGAGGAAAUCCAAAGCUUGGAUGAGGACUCAUCUCUGAGAGACUAUUCAGAUAUAGACCCAGACUGUGAGACCGUGACGCGCUCUUGCCCCCUUCCGGAGAGGAACUGGGAAGGCCGGCGUAAAGGGGUUGGUGAGUCAAACCCCGGCAGAGGGGAUGGAGAAGACAGGAGUUCAGCUCCCACGCUGCCCAGAUCUCACACCGUUAGCCCCGCCUCAUCCUGCUCCGGAGGCGGCAUGGUGCGCAUGACCAGCUUUGCCGAGCAGAAGUUCAGGAAGUUGGAGGGAAGGAGCAGUGGAGGAACCACCCCGGAGAGUUCCAAUGUCAACACGCCAUAUAAACCCCCAGCAAGGAACAGUUACUCACAGAUCGGAACACCCCCUUUGCCAAUCACAUCACCGUCUCCAGUCACGCCUUCUCCCAAAGAUCCCUCCCACCUGAUUGCCUCCGAGAUGAUCCAGCUGAGGAUGAAGCUGGAGGAGAAGCGCAGAGCCAUCGAAGCUCAGAAGAAGAAAGUGGAGGAAGCCUUCACGCGGCACCGUCAGAAGAUGGGCAGAACAGCCUUUCUGAAUGUAGUGCGAAGAAAAGGAGUCACGAGUCCGCUCAGUCCCAAUUCCAGCGGAGCGCAAACGCCUUCGACAAAGACGCUAAGCAGCCACGGCAGCAUGGAGAGGGCGGAGAGAUGCAAGCCUGAUGGUGCGGCUCCCAAAUCUCCCUGUGAAGAUGGAGGGGAGUCGGACCUUGCAGAGUACACUCGCUCAAUUGAGAGGCUGAACACGUCACUGGGCUUCCUGCAGACGGAGAUGCAACGACUGGCUCAGCAGCAGGAGAGGAUCAUGUCCAUGAAAGAACAACAGCAAAAAGCUUGGGUCAUUCCUCCCCCUGCGCCAUCACCACACAGGCAGCUCCGUGAGUUGCGCAGCAGCAGUGUCACGGGCCGAGCGUCAGCCAGAGGAUCGGUGGGUUCCUUGUCCCCCGUUUUGUCCUCGUCAGGUUCCGCCAAUCCCGUCAGUCGUCCCUCUGCCGGCCUUAAGCGACGGCCCGCCUCAUUCCACGCCAGGACACCUCGGACACCGCGGCCGAACGAUCUAAAGAUCACACCCAUCAACCGAAUGCUCAACACCCCCACGUCAGUGGACAGCUUGCCGAGACUGAGGCGGUUCACGUCGAGCCAGACGCACACCAGCUCAUUUGCAUACCUGAGCUCCGACGAGGGAUCCAGGAAUAGCAAGAGCUUGGAGACCAAGGAGAGCAAAGAAGACUCUAAGGGCAAAGAAGAGGUGGUGGAGAAGAAUUGUGCUGGCACUCCUCCACCUCCUGCAGCCAGAGAGAAAGAAGAAGGAUCAGGAGAGCCAGAAGACAGUCGGCGGAGAAAUGAAAAGUCGAGGACUCCAGAGGUCUUGUGUCAACCCACGUCUGAGAUCCAAGGCAACAAACACCCUCAGGAAAAGAGAGAACUAGUGAAGGUGACGCUGUCUGGACUCUGGACUCCAGAGAGCCAAGCUCAGGAGACAACUGGAGAAACUGGAGAGGACCAAAAGAUGUGCUGUGGGUUCUUCUUUAAGGAUGAUGCAAAAGAUGAAGAGGACAUGGCGGCAAAGAAAGCAGCUCUCCUGGAGAAGAGGCUGAGGAGGGAAAAGGAGGCACAGGAGAAGAAGCAACAGCAGGAGCUGGACCAGGAGCAGAAGAAGGAAGCCGCUCGGUUGAAAGCAGAGGAAGAGCAACAGAAGAGGGACGAUGAAAAGGAGAGGAGAGAAUACAUCAAGAAUGAGUAUCUCCGGAGAAAACAGCUCAAGCUGAUGGAGGACAUGGAUCAAGUGGUCAAGCCCCGAUGCGGAAGUCUAAAGAAGAAGCCUCGCCCAAAGUCCAUUCACAGGGAUGUUAUGGAGUCCUCCACUCCCCCUGUGAGAGGAACAGGGGUGCGUCCUCGAGGCUACUCGGUGUCUAGCGUUUCUUUGGCCUCGUUGAAUCUGACUGACAAUGAGAGCAACCAUCAAGAUAACAAGAAGUACUACAGAGGCAAUAAAGUAGCACCUUCUCACGUUCCGUUCUUUCUAAACUCUCCUAAAGAAAGAAAAGGAAGGCCUGAGUCGUCUGAGGGCUUCUCCUCGUGCCCCUCUGCCGGUAGUCGUAACGGAGAGAAGGAUUGGGAAAAUGAUUCAACCACUUCCUCAACUCCGUCCAACACUGAGUACACAGGACCCAAACUAUAUAAGGAGCCCAGUGCUAAGUCCAACAAGCACAUCAUCCAGAAUGCUCUGGCCCACUGCUGCCUGGCUGGAAAGGUCAACGAAGGGCAGAAAAACAAGAUCAUUGAUGAAAUUGAGAAAUCCGAAGCCAAUAACUUUCUGGUGUUGUUCCGUGACACUGGCUGCCAAUUCCGAUCGGUGUACGCCUACUGUCCCGAAACGGAGGAAAUCACGCGGCUGGCCGGGAUCGGGCCAAAGACCAUCACCGGCAAGAUGAUCGAGCGCCUUUAUAAGUACAACUCGGACAGGAAGCAGUUCAGCCAGAUCCCAGCCAAAACCAUGUCAGCCAGCGUGGAUGCCAUCACCAUUGCCAGUCAUCUGUGGCAUAUCAAGAAGCACGGCACGCCCAAAAAGAUGCACUUAAAGUAGCACCAGCGAGCAACAGUCUCUGGAAUAUGGAGAGCCGUUUGAGCAUUUGUUCGAUAUCCUUAGUAUCCAGGUUGAGGUCCACCUACUAGAAGCCUCUUUGUCCUCAUUAGUCAGAUAAUUCCGUGCAUUAGUAGAGAAACUUUCUUCAAAAGGUAACAUUUUUUUCCACUGCAGUGAAUUUGUCUACUUGCAGAUUUUUGGGAGAGACUCGUUCACUGUCUUUGUGCUCAGACCAAAGCCAUGUCUUGU